Messenger RNA from Symsagittifera roscoffensis, 1743 nucleotides. RefSeq names its product neuronal acetylcholine receptor subunit alpha-6-like. The transcript has 5 exons. NCBI's taxonomy places the organism in Eukaryota, Metazoa, Xenacoelomorpha, Acoela, Convolutidae. Bases 170 to 1441 code for a protein of 423 amino acids. Gene Ontology annotation, cellular component: neuron projection; synapse; plasma membrane. The record is from RefSeq and is a predicted model, not a curated record. Gene Ontology annotation, molecular function: transmitter-gated monoatomic ion channel activity involved in regulation of postsynaptic membrane potential; excitatory extracellular ligand-gated monoatomic ion channel activity; transmembrane signaling receptor activity. Gene Ontology annotation, biological process: nervous system process; chemical synaptic transmission; signal transduction.
GGUUCGCUUCAUUAACCAAAGUCAACUACAACAAAAAAAAGUAAAAUCAAGUUCGUUCACUUUCUAAAAAUUACGAAAAACAUUAUUAACUAUAACUUCACUUCUACCAAAUUUUCUCACUGAUUGUCAGCCGAAACUCUAAGCAAAUAAUAGUAUUCUAGUCACUCAUAUGAUGGUUCGAAUACUUUUAAUUUCACUUUUCCUCGUAAACUUUGACUUAGCCAACUCUGUGUCAGUUCAUCAGUUACAUAUGGAACUCCUUGAAAACUACAACCGCUGGAUACGACCAGUAACCAAUCAGUCUUCGAUUGUGAAUCUGACUUAUGGAGCUGCACUGUACCAGCUGGUGGGGUUCGAUGUCAAACUGGAGACCCUCUCCACUCUCAUCUGGCAGAGACUCUACUGGCAGGACCAGUUCAUCCAGUGGCAUCCAGCAGAUUAUGAGGGCAUUGAAGUGAUCCGACUGUCUCAGUCUCAAUUGUGGACUCCUGACUUGCUGCCUUAUAACGACAUAGGAGUGUAUGACUCGAACAAGUACGCCAAAACAGUGCCUCUCUCAGUAACCCACACUGGAUCUGUCACCUGGCUCAAUCCAAUAGCUCUGGAGACUACGUGUACGAUGGAUGUGACCAAUUUCCCCUUUGACAGACAGGAGUGCAACAUAGAGAUUGGUUCGUGGCAGUACAAGGCUACCGAGAUUGACAUAUUCUGUGGGGGAGUCACUUUCGACACUUCCUCCUACUCCGAACACACGCAGUGGAAACUACUCGAAACCUCUUGUGUGAGAACUGCAAGCGUCUACCCUACCGGAAAAUUCAGCUCUCUAGUGUUCACGAUUCGAUACGAACGAAUGAACUCAUUCUACAUCCGCAAUAUCGUUCUUCCAAAUGCAGUUCUCUUAGCCCUGAGUAGUUUGACCUUCUUUAUCCCAAAUAACCUUGGGGAAAGAGUCAGUUUCGGAAUCACAGUGACCUUGGCUCUAUGUGUGAACUUAAUUAUCGUGAUUGAUUUCAUACCCGAAACUUCAAAAACUAUCCCAAACAUCUGCAACUACUUUCUAGUCAGUAUUUUCUUGUCUGGAUUUUCAAUUAUGCUCGCCAUGAUUUCGAUCAACAUCAGUUUUUGGCUUCAAUCGACAAAUUUGAAAAUGAUUGACCAUUUUCAGAAACUGACAAAUACAGUUUCAGUUGCGACAAUGAGUUCCUUUCUGAUUUCGGACGACGUUCAAAAUAAAUCGCGGAAAAGCUCCUUAAAACGUGACUCGGUUGCUACAAUUUUGGAGCAGGAGAAAAUCAAGAAUGAGCAGGAAGAAGUCAAAAGACGAGCAACUGAGAGAAGAAAGGAAAGACUGGCUAAAGCGGUCAGAAUUUUUGACGGAGUUCUUGGCAUGUCAUAUCUGAUUGCAACCACGCUUUAUACUGUACUCUUUAUCAAUCAAUAAGCCGUUGUAACUCUAAUAAUUGGUUUUCAUGACUUCAAAACUUGUAGAAAACUAACCCUGACAUUUUGAGGGAGCUUUUGCUAACCCGAAAAAAAUCAGAAAUUUUCCCAUAGAAACCGAGUCUCGCAAAUGGUCCAUUUUGCAUGAAUAAGUCAGCCAUGUUUGCAGUGAAGUUUAAUAAAUUGAAUUGUUGUUUACAAUUUCGGUCAACUCAAAAAGCUGAGUACACGUGAUGCACAAUAUAAGUAUAAAUGACCAUCCUUCCAUACAACUUAAAUCUCCUCUCUUCCAAACAACCGUCA